Molecule: messenger RNA, 5435 nt
Organism: Gadus macrocephalus (Pacific cod)
Lineage: Eukaryota; Metazoa; Chordata; Actinopteri; Gadiformes; Gadidae
Gene: adcy9b
Product: adenylate cyclase type 9
Exons: 9
Biological process (GO): cyclic nucleotide biosynthetic process; intracellular signal transduction; adenylate cyclase-activating G protein-coupled receptor signaling pathway
Molecular function (GO): adenylate cyclase activity
Source: RefSeq, a predicted model, not a curated record
CGCGCGGGCGUGUGCGCGCGCGUGUGUGUGUGUGUGUGUGUGUGUGUGUGUGUGUGUGUGUGUGUUCCUCCAGGCCUGAAGACAUACCUGAUCUCGGGGAGGAAGUCGGCCCAGCUCUCGGCCUGCACCUGCUGCCAGGCCGGCCUCGGCGUGCCGGAGCACGGGGCCGCCCUUGGCUGCACCUCACCCAGGAACCAGAGCCCCUCCGGGGGGCCCGAGGCCGGCAGCCUGCCCCUGGAGAGAGCCACGUCUCCCUGUCUCUCAUUCAACGCGGUUCUGAUUCCCGGGGUGGACAAGAGGUUGGACGAGCAGAACGGUUGCCCUGGCGACCACCUGGCCAACAGCAACAAGGACCCCUCGUCCCUCCCAUUACCCCCCUCUGCACCGCCCCCCGUGGGUGGCCCCCCCGCCUCCGGCCCGCGGCCCCGGGCCCCCAACGGGCUGCUGGGCCCCCAGGGGGCGGAGCCGCUGACCACCAGCCAGACGUCGCUGUGCGAGAUGCUGCAGGAGAAGGAGAAGAAGGAGACCUGGUGUGUGGGCGGGGGGGCGGUGGGGGCCAUGGGGGCGGGCAUGGACCACGCCGCCCUCAUCCCGCUGCGCUCCAAGAACUUCCGCCAGAGGAGCGACGCCCACUUUGUGGACGUCAUCAAAGAGGACAGCUUGAUGCAGGACUAUUUCUACAAGCCUCCCAUCAACAAGCUGAGUCACACCUUCCUCGACAAGAGCCUGGAAUCUGCCUACAGGUGCAGCUACCAGAAAGAGGUGGAGAGCCAGGCUGCCGUCCAGACCUUCACCAGCCCCACCUUCAGCUCCUUCCUGGACAUGCUGCUGUGCUGCUGGGUGUUCCUGGCCCUGUCCCUGGCCUGCUUCCUGCGGCCCCUGGUGUCCGGGCAGGGGCCCUCCGUCCUGCCGCUGGCCUCCACCGCCGUGCUGGCCCUGCUGGAGCUCCUGGCCCUGUUCAUGGCCGUACGCAUGGCGUUCUACCUGGACUGCGUGCUGAGCUGCACCCGGUACGUGAUGCGGACCGUGUCGUGCUGGUGGCCCCGUCACCUCAUCGGAGCCGUGCUGGUGUCCCUGCCCGCGCUGGCCGUCUUCGUCCACGUCACCUGCAGCAUGCACCUGUCCAUCCAGUUCACCAUGUUCACCUGCUGCGCGGCCAUCAUCGCCAUCAUCCAGUACUGUAACUUCUGCCACCUCAGCUACUGGAUCCGCUCGGCCUUAGCCACCCUGGUGGGCUCGGCGCUCGUGGCGCUGCUGUUCGCCCCCCACUGCAGCGAUCCCAGCAGCCUCGUAUUCUGGUCAGACGACCCGUUCGACAACAGCAGCAGCAGCAGCAGCAGCAGCAGCAACGCGUCCGCGGCUGUGACUGACGGCCGGCCCGAUCCGUUGCCCCGCCCCCAAGACCUGCUGGGCCCUGAGGCCUGCGUGGCCUUCUCCCUGCUGCUCCUCCUCGUCUGGUUCCUGAACCGCGAGUUCGAGGUGAGCUACCGCCUCCAUUACCACGGCAACGUGGAGGCGGACCAGCACCGCAUCAAGAUCCAGAACAUGAGGGACCAGGCCGACUGGCUGCUGCGCAACAUCAUCCCCAUCCACGUCGCCGAGCAACUCAAGGUCACCCAGAGCUACUCCAAGAACCACGACGACGUGGCCGUCAUCUUCGCCAGCAUCGUCAACUUCAGCGAGUUCUACGAGGAGAGCUACGAGGGCGGCAAGGAGUGCUACCGGGUCCUCAACGAGCUCAUCGGCGACUUCGACGAGCUGCUGCGCAAGCCCGCCUUCGGCAACAUCGAGAAGAUCAAAACCAUCGGCGCCUCCUACAUGGCGGCCUCGGGGCUGAACACGCAGCAGUGCGCCGACACGGCCCACCCGCAGGCCCACCUGCGGGCGCUGUUCGAGUUCGCCCUGGAGAUGAUGCGCGUGGUGGACGACUUCAACAAGAACAUGCUGGGCUUCGGCUUCAAGCUGCGCAUCGGCUUCAACCACGGCCCGCUGACGGCGGGGGUCAUCGGCACCACCAAGCUGCUGUACGACAUCUGGGGCGACACGGUGAACAUCGCCAGCCGCAUGGACACCACGGGCGUGGAGUGCCGCGUGCAGGUGAGCGAGGAGAGCUACUGCGUGCUCAGCGGCAUGGAGUACGACUUUGACUACCGCGGCACCGUCAACGUCAAGGGGAAGGGGCAGAUGAAGACCUUCCUGUACCCCAAGAGCAGCGAGAGCGGCCCCGUGCCGCAGUACCAGCUGUCGGUGUCGCCGGAGAUCCGGGCGCAGGUGGACGGCAGCAUCGGGCGCUCGCCCACGGAUGAGAUCGCCAGCGUGGUGACCGCGACGAGCCUGGCCGUGAACCCCGUCGCCGUCGGCGUUUCGGGCGUCGACGCCGGUCUGUGCCCGGGCCUCGGAGCCAGCAACGGCCUUCCCAGCCACGGCCUUCCCAGCCACGGGAGAGAGGCGCCGGAGUACGUACCGAGGGCGGACGCCUCCCUUGCCAAGAGGGCCGCACCCGCCCUGGCGACCCUGCCGGUCACAGCCAUAGGAGCCAAUAACUCGGAUCCCGUCAUCUCUUCCUUAGCUCAGCAAAGUAUACCGCAACCGUUGACGAAAGACACACAAUGACGAGGAAAGGAUCAAAUGUGUAGAGGGUUGGGACAGUGACGUUAGACUGACUACCAAACUUUACUUUUUUUUUUUAUAUACAAUGGCACUUAUAUUCUUUGUCUUGGCCCUUUAAGCUCUUGAAGCUCUGAGUCGCUUGCUUGCGUUUGCACUGGUGGCCAAUGGGUCUUACCAUGGCUAGAAACAGAGCACACCUAGAGAGAAUCAAAGAGCUCACUCGGGGCUACAGCCAGUCAGGAAAACGCGAUGAGGGGGUGAAAGGUCAAGCAGAAAGGGCACACUGGUUAUCGGGAACAUCCAUGCAGGGGUUGAUUUGAAGGAUCUCAUUGCCUCUUACCAAACCUACUUGAUUGCUUUGAAUACCUUUAAUCUACAUUUAUGUUUUAACUUUUUGUAUUCCUUGUCUGUAAAGUGCCUUUAGAAUAGAACAAGCCUAUGUUGGUAGAGGGAUAGAUAUAAAAGACGUUCACGUUGAAAAAGGUUUAAGGUUUUAUUUUGUGUUUACAUUUAUUUGUCGGUUGUUGUGCGGCUUCAUUACAGUGUUAUUUCUCUGCCUUUUAACCAAUGAAGAAACACAUGGAUCAUAUGAAUAUUGGAAAUAUGGAUGUUACAAAAUGAUUACAAUGUGUGGGUACAACUUGCAUGUGAGACCUCCAUACAAUGUUUUAUGUUAUUUAACAGUGAAACCUUUGAUGGGGGAAACAUGAAGUAUUUAGGGGGGUGAUCUGGCCUGUGUGUGUGUGUGUGUGUGUGUGUGUGUGUGUGUGUGUGUGUGUGUGUGUGUGUGUGUGUGUGUGUGUGUGUGUGUGUGUGUGUGUGUGUGUGUGUGUGUGUGUGUGUGUGUGUGUGUGUGUGUGUGUGUGGAUGUGUGUGCAUGCAUAUUCGUCUCUGUGUACACGUAUUUGUGCGUUUUGUUCAAACCCUGGUCCAGGGCAUGAUGGGGUUAGACAUUAUACGAGACUUACAGUCUACAGCGUGAGAUAGAAAAAAAAAGGAUGAUUGAAUCCUUGCUGGUUGUUGACUUUUCUGGCCUUUGUUACUUGCAUUACCUUAGUACUGGGCCGAAUGUCCUCUGUUAGAAUAAUGCUAGCAUGGUAUGGUAGAUGCAGUUCCAGGGAUGGGCCUGCUGCAGUCUGAGUAUUUACAUGUAGUCCACCGAAUUUUGGUUAACAUUGAGAGCACCCUAGAUUUAGAAGUAAGUUAGAUUAGAGCAGGCAAACUCUAGAUUUCCCUAUUUCGGUCUGUAUUUCCAUCUCUUGGAGGAGUGUGCUCAGAAGCAGGGCGUUGCAUUGAUUUGAAUACCACAUCUUCUUCUUGAAAUGUUUGCCACGUCCUGAAUGAGCACUCGACCGAUGUAGUUGUAUGUCAACCUAGUCAUAGCUUUCGAUUCGAUUUUAAGAUACGAAUAUGGCUUUACAAAAGGUAGGUAGAGCAAUUUGAAUACCAGUUUGCGAAUUGUUUGCUAAGUACAAUAUAUGUGUAGAUAUAGUGCCUUUCAGCCUCCUCUGAAAACGUUUCAAUUUUCAACUGUUCAACUAGUUUUCUGCUUGAAUUCCCAAGAUUGCAGAUCUUCAAGAGCUUAAGCCAACGUGAAAACUGGAAAAUAUUUCCCCUCUUUGUUGCAGAAAAAAACCCAUAACAUGAGCUAAUGCGCCUUUAACUUUGAACUGUGCCUUUUGUUUUUAAUACAGUUUGAAUCAAUCAUAGCAAACAUUAAAUGAAUGAAAUUACAUGCAAACAACUGCUUUAUUCCAAUGCACUAAAAUGGAGAAUAUUGAGAAGGAAUCACCUUUGUCCGGUAAAAUAAGGACCUGUGGUUUAGCGGUUCCAAGUGCAAUGAUCCAUUUGAAACGUUAUCCGAUUGGAUGGUAUGUCUCUCUUCACUCCUGAGCACAGAACCCAUGCAGUAUCUUAGAGUUGGAUGUUAACCUAAUCCCAUCAGUAUUGUAGAAAAGGGAAAUGCUCUAUUAGCGUGCCAUGCAGAAUACAAACGUGUUUAUUUCAGAUGUCUCUUCAAUAACCACUUUUUAUGAACUUUCAGGAUAUAAAUUGUUGUGUUUCCAUUGAUUAGGCUGGAUAACUUAUAUUCAAUACAAAGAGUAAGAGAGGGAAAAAAAGUUUUCUUUUAAGGCCAACCUUUAAGAUAGAAACAAGCUCAAAAUGUUUACUAUUGAAAUUUCAUGAACUAUAUUCUGAAUUUGGUUUUAGAUGAAUGUGUGAACAAUAUUGCGACACACUAGGAAAUACUUUUAAGCCAAAGAAUGUAAUUGCUGUUUUAAAAAAUAUUUCUCUGCUUUAAAAAAUUCAGCCACUGAUUUAGUUGUGAAAGGUAAUCAGUUAAUUUUUAAGUAAACAUUUCCGAGCAAUUCAUUUUGUAAAUGUACUUUAUAUUUUUCUAUAACCUCAUGUUCAGGCAUUUUCUUAUCAUUUAUACACAUGCAUUUGCUUGAUUUAUAAUGAAUUAAUGGGCACAAGGCUUUUAACAGAAUUAAAAUACUACUUUUACCCCCCUUAUAUGUGUUUGUAAAGUAGUGCGAGGGUUGAAUACAAGGAAGAUGAACACACAAACACAAACACAAUGCUUUCCGUGUCCCAUCUCGAAUAGGCUUUAACAACAUACAUCUUUUUUAAUGUAGUGUCUAGUUAUGAAUAUGUACUAUGAAACAAAAUAAGAUGAGAAUUAACUUCAUGUCUGUAGGCCCUCUAGUUAAGCCUAUAGUUGUGUAUAAAGGAAAUGUUUCUGUUAGUUCGACUUUUUGUAUGUGGCAUGCUUGGGAAGAGGCCUAUGCAGCUUAAAAUUCAAAUAAAGCCAGCUUUGAGGA